Molecule: messenger RNA, 363 nt
Organism: Cladophialophora immunda
Lineage: Eukaryota; Fungi; Ascomycota; Eurotiomycetes; Chaetothyriales; Herpotrichiellaceae
Exons: 1
Coding region: 1-363 (120 amino acids)
Source: RefSeq, a predicted model, not a curated record
AUGGCUCGACUCUCUGCGAUGCUUCUCCUCCUGCUUCGAAUUUUUCCACAGACGCUUGGUGCGAGCAUACCACUUCCUUUGGCACGUGGACUGACGAAUGGUAUGGCCGGGCUGCCGACUUCCCUACUCCUUGACGAGACGGCCUUCGGUACAAAUACACGAAGAGAUAGCCAAGAAUGGCCUACAAACAUCAUUUUCUACGCCGGCCCAGAGCUUAUUGCGGGCUUCGUGCCGAAUGACGGUCAAACCUAUGACUUGGGCAAUAUAUUGUGCCUUGCCGCUACCGCCAAUGCAUUGGCCGCUGUAACGACAUUGCUGUUUCUCAAGUUGGAGUUGUGGCAGGAUAUGGGCCAUGCAAAUUGA